Messenger RNA from Ustilaginoidea virens, 2637 nucleotides. RefSeq lists its product as uncharacterized. The coding region runs from base 1 to 2637 and encodes 878 amino acids. Lineage: Eukaryota; Fungi; Ascomycota; Sordariomycetes; Hypocreales; Clavicipitaceae. Gene Ontology annotation, biological process: translational elongation. The transcript has a single exon. Gene Ontology annotation, molecular function: GTPase activity; translation elongation factor activity; GTP binding. The record is from RefSeq and is a predicted model, not a curated record.
AUGGCUUCGAUAUUCACGUACGAUCCUGACCCGCCGCGGGUCUCCUCGCCGUGGCUGGCGCCAGAUGACCCUGCGGAACUGGGCAAAAUCUCCCGCGACUCCGGCAGCCCAGCCUCGUCAUUGUCGCAGUACCGUCUCACGAAGCUGCAAGCGGAGCCGCAGGAAGGGCCGACAGAAUACAAGCUUCACCUCCUCCUGAGGCCGAGGAGAGCCUACACAUCCAUGAGCACGGUUGAGCAGCGUCGCGCGUCUCUGCAGCCAGCCACCGGCUCGCACAACGCGAAGCUGCCGGCAUUAAACUCCCCUGCUGCAUCCCAUCAGUCCCGCCAAGAGAGACUGAAGCACCUCACGACCCAGCUCUUGUGGCGCCUGCAGCAGUCCUCUCCGUACCAUGCGACCAGCUCCAAGGAGUCGGCCGUUGUCAAGCUUGCGCAAGACAGCAUCGACCCUAACUCGCCGGUCAAGUUGGAGCCUCUGGUUCCCGGGCUGGAAGAAUCGAGAGGCGCUCUGUACGAGAUAGGGGUAUCUGACGACGGCACUUUGAUCGGCUUGACAAAAGACGAGAUGAGUGAGAGCCUGGCCACCCUGCGCGCAAUGGCAGCAAGCCUUGGCUGCCUUGUCGAUGUGGUCCGUAUGGUGGUCGUGGGUGACUGCGAAUGGGAGGAGUCCGCGGACGCUCCAGGUGAUGCCGAUCGAGCCGUGCCCCUCGUUCCGAGCAAAGGGGAGCUGUGGGUAGCCGAAGCGCUCGUCACGCCCAGUCUUGGAAUACAGCAGGAGCCCAGCACGGGGGAGGUUGGGCAGAGAUCAGCAGGGGCGGCUUGGCACACGCCAACCUCGGCCGAAGCAGUUGCCUUGCCCAGCAGGGGAAGCUCGGCUACCCCUCAGCUCAGGAUAACACUGACUGGCCCUACCACGUCGGGCAAAUCAAGCCUGUUGGGGACUCUCUCUACCGGAACGCUGGAUAACGGGCGGGGCAAAAGCCGCCUGAGCCUGCUCAAGCAUCGCCAUGAAAUGGUGUCGGGCGUCACGAGCUCAAUCGCCCAGGAGCUGAUAGGUUAUCGCGACGACGCGAUCCUCAACUUCGCGCAAGGAAACAUAGAAUCGUGGGUCGACAUUCACGACCGCGCCGAAAACGGCAGGCUUGUCUUCCUCUCCGAUUCGGGGGGACACCCGCGGUAUCGACGCACCGUGUUGCGGGGACUCAUGAACUGGGCUCCUCACUGGAGCAUUCUUUGCAUUGCGGGAGACGCGGCAGAGACCGUCGCCGUGGCGGGCAGUGAUUUCACCGGUCCGCCGGGGAGAGAUGCCCUGGGAGGUGCUGCUGCCGGGAUUGAUCUUGUCCGGGCGCACCUGAACCUGGUGCUGAAGCUGGAGGUGCCCAUGGCCAUUGUAAUCACCAAGCUAGAUCUUGCCUCGAGGCACAGCCUGCAAAAGACCAUGGUGAAAGUGUUGGCUGCCGUCAAGGACGCAGGCCGCGUACCCAAGAUCCUGCAGCCUGAUCAAGUGCAGCAUGCUGAUUUGCGACGGAUCCCCCCCGCGGACCUUUCCAAAGCGGACUCGUUCGUGGAAACCUUGUCACGGAGCGGCAGCUCGACGUCGCAUGUUCCCAUCGUCCUCACCAGCGCCGUCAAAGGCACCGGCAUUGGUCUGCUGCACGCGCUUCUCGCCAAGCUGCCCCUUCCGCCGCCGCCGACGUCGCGAGACUACGUAGGGAUGGCCUUGAACCCCGAGCAGCCGAGAAGCCUGUUCCACGUCGACGACACGUUCAGCCUGCCAAGCUCGUACUGCGCCAUGGCAACCGGCCCCCGCGGUCCUGCGGACAGGGGAGUCGUGGUUUCCGGCCACGUCCGUUUCGGAAGCCUCUCGGUGGGAGACGGCAUCGUGGUCGGGCCGUUCCAGCCGGAAGACGACGAGUCCCGAGGGGCGAGGAUGGCCGUGGCGGAUAGGCCGUCGCCGGGCGGGUACGGCCUGUCCAUCUCGCACCCUUCGUCGUCCGAGCUGACCCGAAUGCUCGCCAACGCUUGCGUGCCGGCGUCCACGGUCCCGGGAGAGUGGCACAGUGCGCAAAUCGUCAGCAUCCGCAACCUGCGACUAGCCGUGCGCACGCUCGAAGCCGGCCAGGCUGGGUCCGUCGGCAUCGCCUUUGGAGCGUCCGCCGACGGUGGCGCCGGUUCCGUCUCGGCGGAAAACCUCCGGGUGCGGCGCGGCAUGGUCCUGGCCAUACCCUCGAGCCACAUGCUGGACACGCGGCUGUCUCUCCAAGCCGCCAGCGGGUUUACCGCCGUGUUUCACGACCCAGCCAUGCAGUCUCUCGCCGCGGGGUCGUUUGUGAACGUUUACGUGGCGAGCGUACGAGCUUCCGCUCGAAUCCUGCGCAUCCUCGGCCAUCGACCAGGCCCAGACGCGACGGCCGGCGCAAACGACGUGGAGGAUGUCUUGGGCCUCGGCGCCGAUGUCGACAAUGUGGAAUCCAGCGGCGAAGACGCCGGGGAGUGGCUGGGCGAGGUGACGCUAGAACUGCUGCAUAACAGAGAGUGGAUUGAGAUGGGGUCCAAGGUGAUGAUGCUGGAAGGCGGCAGUCAGGAUCGAUCGGGGCUAGAGGGCUACGUGGGUAAAGUGAUUGAAAUUGUCGAAUGA